AUGGAGUUGAACUUUUAUAUCGUCAUUGAGUUGAACUUUGAUAUCGUCAUGAUGGAGUUGAACUUUUAUAUCGUUAUGAUGGAGUUGAAUUUUCAUAUCGUCAUGAUGGAGUUGAACUUUUAUAUCGUCAUGGAGUUGAACUUUUAUAUCGUUAUGAUGGAGUUGAACUUUUAUAUCGUCAUGGAGUUGAACUUUUAUAUCGUCAUGAUGGAGUUGAACUUUUAUAUCGUCAUUGAGUUGAACUUUGAUAUCGUCAUGGAGUUAAACUUUUAUAUCGUCAUGGAGUUGAACUUUUAUAUCGUCAUGAUGGAGUUGAACUUUUAUAUCGUCAUGGAGUUGAACUUUUAUAUCGUUAUGAUGGAGUUGAACUUUUAUAUCGUCAUGGAGUUGAACUUUUAUAUCGUCAUGAUGGAGUUGAACUUUUAUAUCGUCAUUGAGUUGAACUUUGAUAUCGUCAUGAUGGAGUUGAACUUUUAUAUCGUUAUGAUGGAGUUGAACUUUUAUAUCGUCAUGAUGGAGUUGAACUUUUAUAUCGUCAUGAUGGAGUUGAACUUUUAUAUCGUCAUGGAGUUGAACUUUUAUAUCGUCAUGAUGGAGUUGAACUUUUAUAUCGUCAUGGAGUUGAACUUUUAUAUCGUCAUGGAGUUGAACUUUUAUAUCGUCAUGAUGGAGUUGAACUUUUAUAUCGUCAUGGAGUUGAACUUUUAUAUAUCCUCAUGGAGUAGAACUUUUAUCUAUCGUCAUGUAGUUUUAACUUUUAUAUCGUCACGGAGUUGA
Ylistrum balloti is the source of this 777-nucleotide messenger RNA. RefSeq lists its product as uncharacterized. The record is from RefSeq and is a predicted model, not a curated record. The coding region runs from base 1 to 777 and encodes 258 amino acids. NCBI's taxonomy places the organism in Eukaryota, Metazoa, Mollusca, Bivalvia, Pectinida, Pectinidae. The transcript has a single exon.